Messenger RNA from Anopheles cruzii, 1914 nucleotides. RefSeq lists its product as uncharacterized. The record is from RefSeq and is a predicted model, not a curated record. NCBI's taxonomy places the organism in Eukaryota, Metazoa, Arthropoda, Insecta, Diptera, Culicidae. Gene Ontology annotation, cellular component: nucleus. The coding region runs from base 1 to 1914 and encodes 637 amino acids. The transcript has a single exon.
AUGUCGGUGAAGGUGGACAAUCGUAGCACCUUUCGUGGAAUUCGAAAGUGUCCAAAGUGUGGCUUAUUUAGUGGAAAUCGUGCGGUAUACUGUAAAAACCGUUCAUGCCUUGCAAUACUGCAAUGCCCCAAGAAUCGGGGAGAAAAAAACACCCCGGAUGGUUCGUCGUUUGCAGUUCGCCUGCUGCAUUCGGUUCCCCAAUCGCUGCUGUACAGUGUUACCCACAGCAAUGGCCUACGAAGCUUCAUUCAGUCAUCGAACGAGCCCGAUGGGAAAAUGCUAUUGCGCACGAUAGCGGGCAGCAGUGUGAAGGAUGCAAACUCGGUGAUACAACUUAUACUGAAGUGUAAAUCCGAGGCUGAACCAAUGCCCAUAAAGGAAACGGUGAUCGAGACGCUUGCAGUGUCGGAGAUGGAAAAGAAUUCGCUUGGAAAGCAGCAGCUGCAGUGCAGCUUCCCUUUGGUACAACGGCUUUUCGAGGACCUGUUUGUCGUAGGUCAACCGAAAGGUGGUGUUUGGCAUCACGUUAAAGCGGUAAGACGUAAGCAGAUAUAUACUGAACUUCAUUGUUCCUGCCAUUCCGAGGUAGUGGCAAUGAACUGUUGGCACAAGCUGGCCACCGUAGCCGCUAUGCUCAGUGCUAGACAGUGUUACGGUGCACGCUGGGGAAAACUGUUGCAGUCGUUCGUCACGAAAGAGCCGUCACCAACACCGAAUCCCGUACUGUCGUACGGGAUCGCCACGGAAUGCCUCACGAUCGGUGGAUCAAACGUAGAAUACAUCGAUUUGGGUGGCAGUGAACUUCAGUCGAGCGACGUGAUGCAGCAGGCACUGUUCAAUGAUAACGAAGACCAAAGGUUGGAUUUAUGCGAUUCCCUCAAGAUAGAUGUUUUAUCAAACGGCUACGAAUUGAUGAUCGAUGAUGGCACGACGGCAACGAUGACAUCGCCGAUCAACGAAGUUCCAGACGUAUUUGCAGCAACCGCUAUAGACGAUCUACAGCUAAUGAACUGCCAGAUCGAGCUAAUGGACGAGUUUGAUUUAACGGACCGUAUCGACUUCUGUCCGUCCGACGUUGAGUGCGAUGACGGGCUACUACUCCCGACGAACGGCGAUGAAAAUCUGUCCGAUGCCACGCUCGACACGGAGCCUUUGGUGGAAAUCUCGUCCAAGAAAGGCGCGUUCCUGAAAGGCGUAGCAAAGGAAAAACUAACACGGGGAAGCUACAGCUUGCGCAAGCUGAUGAGGGUUCUCGAAUCAAAUGGCAUCGUAUUCCACCGCACCGUAUGCCCGGCCACGACACUGGACGCAUCACCGUACGAGGCGUCGGUCUGCAAUCUUUCCUUCAUCCGAUGGCUUGAGGCAGUUAUCGAGCAACUUAAUUCCGUCAUCGACUACAAUAGAGACGGCCGGCCCGAACCACAAAUUUUUCGUAUUCACGAAGAUUUUUUCCAUUGCUUACGGUCUCGGUUUUCCAUCGGUCAUGGCAAGCGUCAACCUGACUCGGUGUCCCCGUUUGUUGAUGAUGAAAUCGUAAACACCCAGCAUCGAUCGCUACAAACGCAGCACUACAAAUUCAGCCAUCACAACAGCCUGCAAAACGUGUUCCGGACCGAUCGCAUAAAACUUGCAUUCGAAAAGAAUUUCUCACGUUCCACCAGCGGCCAGUUCACGGCCGUCGACGAGGAGGAAGCUGAAAAUCCCUCACCUAGCCAUGGGCGACCGAUGCGUCCUAAGUAUUACGGCACGUUUAUCAAGCUGGGGCGUUACCGACAUGAGUUAGACCCGCACAAGGUUUACCAUCUUAGCAUCGCGUGGACCGCAGGCGUGUUGCCGCGUAGUGGAUUCGGCGAGUUACGAAUCAUCUUUGAAUAUGGUCACCGAAUGAACGGCCGCUAUGUGGCUCCUCCGUAG